AUGUUAACAAUGCAACCAAAUUAUUAUGGUACACGAGUUGAUACACGUCUUGUUAAUGGUCCAGUUCUUAAUUCACAAUUAACAAAUUAUUCACAGAAUCAACAGUUAACCCAUCAUCAUCAACAUCAUCAACAACAAUCAUCGCAACCACAACAUCAUUAUCCUCCUCCUUCUCAUCAUUCUCAUCAACAACAACAGCAAACACAACUGACGCAAUUACAAAAUUUACAUGAAUUACAUUUACCGUCAAUUAUAUCACCGACAGCAUCAAAUAGUAAUAAAAGUAAUAAUGAUUCAACAAAUUGUUCUGAUGUAAUCAAUAAUUCCAAUUCAUCACCUGAAGAACAUCGUAAUUUUCCAUUGUCAAGACAAUUAGGCCUAAGACGUAAUAAAAUUGGUAAUCAAGAUUGGGGACAAACUAAUCUUGAUUGUAAUAUGAAAGUAGGAUAUGCCACAGUUCAGUCACCAACUGUUACAAAUACAAUAACCAUAACACAUAAUGAAGAAAUAUCAUCUAAGCCAACACGUUUGCGUCUUAAUUGUGCUGCAACAAAUGAGCAUUCACCAGUUGGUUCUUCACCAUCACCGACAGUUACAAGUCUAAACAAUAAUAUUAAUAAUAGUAGUAUGAAUACAGGAAUAAUAAAUCAACAUUUUUAUUCAGAUAUAAAUUUAAUUCGACAGUCAAAUGAUUUGAUCUCUUCCACUGCCUCCAAUGUAUAUGGACGAAAUGGACCAAAAGAAUUAGAUUAUCUGUUAGCAGCGAAUGCAGCCGCUGCUCUUGUUAGUCAACUUGGAGGUGCCAACAAUGUCAAUAAUAAUAGUAAUUCAUCUAUUAACAAUUUAAAUCCAAAUUUAACUGUGGAGCAGUUAAAUAAUAGUUCCAAGUUAAUUCAUCGUGAUAUUAACUCACUUGAAUCGUUUACAGGGAAGAAUUUUUUUAUGUCUAAUGAAUUAAAAUAUAAUGGUUCUACUAUUACAAAUACUACUAAUAAUACUAAUGGAAGUAAUAACGGUAAUAAUAACAAUAAUGGUAACAAUUUAAAUUUACCAUAUGAUGACCAACAACGACUUAUAUACUCUGGUACAGAACAAAAAUAUCCUACUUCAAAUCAACUGAAAUCAUAUCCAAACGGUUUAUUAAAUCCUUUCAAUGGAACUAAUUUCAUGCAUCCAACAAUUCAAUCAAAUUCAUUAAUAACUCGUCAUCCAAAUAAUAAUUCAUUUCAAUUGAAUACUACUAACGAUAGUAACAAUAACAAUACUACUAAUAAUGGUAAUGAUUCACGUUCUCAUCCAUAUGACAUCUCAACUAUCAACACACAAAAUCCAUAUUCUUUAACAAAUACAUUGAAUUUUAAUUCACGUACAAUGAAUAAUCAGUUAACUUUGAAUGAUUCAAUGAAACUAAAUGGAAACUUAACAUUACAUGAUACAAAUUAUCAUGCCUUGCUAAAUGGAUCAUCAUCAUUUGGUAGUACAGUAUUUCGAUCAUUAGUGAAUUCAGAGAAUCAAUCAUAUUUGAACAGUUCUACUAAUAUGUUAAUGAAUUCAUCUUUGGACAAUAUUAACAACAGUAAUGAUCAUUCUACACUGAAUGAUAAUAAUAAUGAUUGUAUUGGACAUUCAUUACGUCAAAGUGGUAAUUCAAGUGAAUCAAAUGUAGUUGUUUAUCCUUGGAUGAAUCCUAAAGGAACUGAUAUUAGCGUUGAUCAAAAACGAACUCGACAAACCUACACUCGUUAUCAAACUUUAGAGUUGGAAAAAGAAUUUCAUUUUAACAAAUAUUUAACACGUAGACGAAGGAUUGAAAUAGCACAUACACUUACAUUAACAGAAAGACAAAUUAAAAUUUGGUUUCAAAAUCGUAGAAUGAAAUGGAAAAAAGAUCAUAAUAUAGCUAAAUUAAAUGGUCCUGGUACAUUGGAACAAUUAGAACUAGCUGAACAAGGUUCAACUAUUUCAACAAUUGGUCGAAAAAAUCAUAAAACUUCAUCAAUUUGUGAUGAUAGUGAUGAAGAAUGUAUAAAACGUAAACGAUUAUCACUGGAAGAAUUUAAUUCAUUAGAUACAAUUUCAACUAGUGGAAUUAUUAUGGAUCGUAAUACAUUUUCUAUAGAUCAUAAUAAUCUCUCUGAUAAAGAUAGAAAUUUGAAAAAUAAUUACAUAUUAACACAACGUAAUAAAUCACGACAUAUUCAUCGUGGUAAACAUGAUGGUGUUGAAGAUGAGGAUGAAGACAACGAAGAAGGAGAUGAAGAAGAGGAAGAAGAAGAGGUAGAAGAUGGUGAUGAGGAAGAAGAUGAUAUUAAUGAAGGGAUAAAUAGAACCCGAAGAAAAGAACAUAAUCGAAGCAUAAUGAAUGUAUCAAAUAAACAUUCAUGGUCUUUAAAUCAAUCAGAGAAGAUCGCCAAUUUUCAUAUUCCGGAUAGUAUUUAUUUAAAAGCUCAACAAACUGGAAAUAAUACAGAAAAUUUAAUGUUUCGCAAUGAAUGUGACAAGAAUUGGCAUUCUUGAGAUUACAGCUAAAAGGUCUAAAAUUUGUACGAAACUAUACAUACAACAGUAUACUAUCUGAUUCUUCCUUUAUAUCAAUAUUCUAAUUUCAAUAAAAUAUGUUUUUGAAGAAAAAUAUACAACUAUUCCGUGCGAAGAGACAGAAAAAAGGGGGUAAAGAAAAGAAAAGUCCGUAUUAUUUAAGUAAAAUAAAUCCAACAAUCAAGCUCUUUUCUUCAUUUGUACUUUAUUCUUUCAAUUACUCCUCCAAUUGGUACUGAUCAGUUUCUUUUGAGAGAAAAAAACACGACUAAUCAUAAUGUCCAUUUCAUCAAACAAACGAAUAUACACAUUGUAAAUAACAUUACACUUAUCAGUAGUACACUUCAUUAUUUAAACUACCUCAAUAAAAUGCAGAAUAACAAAUAAAAUCACUUUGGAAACGCACAUCUUUUAGUUUUUAUUCAUUCAAAAUAUAGUACACAUUAUUGAUUCAUUCAAUUUUUAUUUCAACAAUAUACCAGUUCAAUGAAACAUAUAAAUGCAAUAUUAUCUAACUUUAUAUUCACUAUCUAUUCAUUAUUAUUUUAAUAUCUUUCAUUUCUAUAUUACAGUUCAACUUGUCUUAUCAUCUUUCUUUUUCUUGGUCAAUGUGUUAAGGUUUAAAACAAUUGGAAAUGGUUUAGUAACAAUGUCUUAAACAAUUUCUUAAUUCUUUACUCAUUCUCUAUGUCGCUUUUUGAUUUGAUUCAUUUUGACCACUUCAUAAAUUUGCACUCACUCUCUCUCUCACACACACAUGAGCAUCAGACCAUUUUUAGUCAUUCAUGUUUUACCUGUGGUUGUCUAAUUUCUUUCUUUCCUUCUAUCUUUUACCUUUCUUAUAUUUGAAUGAAAAUGAUCAUUAAUUAGUCUGUUUAUUGAAUGUAUAUGAUCUGUGUGAAAAAAAGAGUGAUAUGUUCCAAUUUAUGUCACAUUGAAGAUAAGAAAAAGAAAAAGAUUAAUAGACAGAGUUCCUAUACAAGUGGGAAUAUGUUAGCUGAGUUACCCUAAAAAAUAAAGCGCACAAAAUGACUACAUAAAAAAAAACAUUAUUUACAAAUAAGUCUAAUUUUUACAAUGAUCUUUUAUCAUUUCUAUAAAAAACAAAAAUUGUAUUUAAACACAAUAAUUUGAUAUAAUACUACUAAUAAUACUACUUAUAAAUAAAAGAAAUCAAUGAUUGUUAUUUGAUUUAGUUGUUUGUUUUUUUUCUUCUUUUUAUGUAUGACUUGUUCUAUUCAACUGAAUUUCCCUUUUUUAUAUUUAUAUUACUAAAGAUAUUUUAUAUGAUGAUAGUAUGCUGAAUAAUUUGAAAGUAAACUUCAUUUGGUAAUAAUAUUAAUUUAAAGAAUGGGAAGGAAAGUAUUUAAAUGAAGUAUCUAUAUACUACUUAAUUAAUUGGAAACUUUACAUCAAUCUAUAUUAGUAGUAAUGUGAAAUAAGAUUAUGACUUAAAGUCAAGUCUUUGUGUAUGUUGUUUAUUAACAAUUAAAAUAUAUAUACAAUUUUUAGCUGUUAAGUUAAAAUUCAACUAUUUUUAUUGUUGUGUACAAUUUUGUAUAGAAUGAAUCAACUUUAUAAAUGGGUAACUAUCUCUACUUUCUUGUUUUUCAUCAUUAGUUCUUCAAUGGAUAUUAGCAUAUUAGUUAAUAUUACUGUCAAAUUACAUAUUUAUACAUAAUUUGUUUUUCUAUUCAAAUUAAUUUUUAAUUGAAACAAUAUAUGAAUUGUAAAGACAUUUGAAUAUAAAUCUAUCAGAGUAAAGUAAUUUAAUUA
This is a messenger RNA of Schistosoma rodhaini, 4314 nucleotides long. Lineage: Eukaryota; Metazoa; Platyhelminthes; Trematoda; Strigeidida; Schistosomatidae. The record is from the annotation of a GenBank genome assembly.